Vicia villosa (hairy vetch) is the source of this 1898-nucleotide messenger RNA. Its product is annotated as UDP-glycosyltransferase TURAN-like. The record is from RefSeq and is a predicted model, not a curated record. The transcript is spliced from 16 exons. Gene Ontology annotation, cellular component: endoplasmic reticulum. Lineage: Eukaryota; Viridiplantae; Streptophyta; Magnoliopsida; Fabales; Fabaceae. Bases 139 to 1596 code for a protein of 485 amino acids. Gene Ontology annotation, molecular function: mannosyltransferase activity.
CGUAUUCAAUUUGGGUCAUAGAAUCACUUUAAGGAUCGGGUUUUGACCCGAAUUUCAUUUUUCUUGUUGCUUCGAUUGAAAAAGAUUUGAUUUUGACUAAUGGGUUAAUUGAAUUUUGAGGUUUAAGAUUGAAAUUUGAUGCUGAAAGGAAAAAGCAAAAAGAUGGAAGGAGGAAGAAGAGGGAGGGCUUGUGUUGUGGUUUUGGGUGACAUUGGACGCAGCCCUAGAAUGCAGUACCAUGCUCUCUCACUCGCAAAUCAGGCUUCCCUAGAGGUUGACAUUGUUGCAUAUGGAGGCUCAGAGCCCCAUACUGAACUUCUGGCCAACCCAUCUAUUCAUAUUCACCUCAUGAAGCAGUGGUCAACAGCCCGUCAAAGCUUACCGAAGAUACUUCAACCUUUCAUGCUUUUGUUGAAACCGUUGUUUCAAAUUUUCACCCUUCUUUGGUACCUUUGUAUAAAGAUACCUUCUCCCGAUAUUUUUAUUGUCCAGAAUCCUCCUUCAGUUCCAACUUUAGUAGCAGUAAAAUGGGCUAGCUGGUUGAGGAAAUCAUCAUUUGUCAUAGAUUGGCAUAAUUUUGGAUAUACUUUACUUGGACUGUCCCUAGGAAGGAAUAGCCGUUUUGUCUCUUUAUACAAAUGGUUUGAGAAUCGUUAUGGGAAAAUGGCAGACGCUUCUCUAUGCGUAACAAAAGCAAUGCAGCAUGAAUUGGCUCAAAACUGGGGGAUUAAUGCUACCGUAUUGUAUGACCAACCUCCUGAUUUCUUUCAUCCAACUUCGCUGGAAGAAAGGCAUAAGUUGUUUUGCAGACUGAAUGAACACUUUUAUCAUCCUCUUGGUGUUAGAGAUUGUGUUAGUAAUGGAAAUUCGCUGACGAGUAGCCAAAUCCAAAAUGAGAGUGUAUUUACAUCUGAGGUUGGUUCAAACAUAGAUUUGAAGCCAAACCGGCCUGCACUUGUUGUAAGCAGCACGAGCUGGACUCCUGAUGAAGAUUUUGGCAUUCUCUUAGAAGCCGCUUUAAUGUAUGACAGACGUGUUGCGGCUAUAUUGAAUGAAGAUGAUUCACUAGACGAGGAGGUCAUGUGGAAAGAAAUAUCUGAUGAUGGAAAACAAUGUUUAUAUCCCAGAUUGUUAUUCGUCAUCACUGGUAAAGGUCCUGAAAAAGCAAAGUAUGAAGCUAAAAUAAAGACAUUGAAACUUAAACGCGUGGCAUUUCGCACCAUGUGGCUGUCUGCAGAUGAUUAUCCAUUACUGCUAGGAUCAGCUGAUCUAGGUGUUUGUUUGCAUACGUCAUCAUCCGGAUUAGACCUUCCCAUGAAGGUUGUUGAUAUGUUUGGCUGUGGACUGCCUGUUUGUGCUGUUUCAUAUUCUUGCAUUAAAGAGCUCGUUAGCGUCGACAAAAAUGGUCUUCUCUUCUCUUCAUCUUCAGAGCUAGCUGACGAACUUUUGACACUCUUUAAAGGAUUUCCCGAUGCGUGCGAAUCUCUGAAGGUUCUCAAAUCAGGUGCACUAGAUACAGGUUCUUCAUCAAGGUGGGUUACUGAAUGGGAAGAACAUGCAAAGCCACUGAUAACUGAGGUUAUGUCAAGAUUUUGAUUUUCGUUGUAUUCUUAGAAGUCGUCUUUGACUGCUAACAGAAAAUUUCAUAGAUUUGUUGGCUUGAUCGAUCCUAUAUUGUUGAGUUGACUUACUGCAUUUGUUGUAAAUAGAAGUCUGAAAUAUUUUUGGCAAGUUCUUUAUCCCAACCAAACUCAUGAGACAAUAUUUUUCGAACGGUUUUUGGAGUCAUGCCUUGGUCCAAUCUUUCCAUUAACAAUGGCCUCUGCAAGACAUUCCUGCUUUGGCCUUGCUUCCAUGUAUUCACAAUUUUAAGUAACAAAUAAUGAAUUCACCGUCAA